This is a messenger RNA of Melanaphis sacchari, 684 nucleotides long. RefSeq names its product bombyxin C-1-like. The coding region runs from base 249 to 617 and encodes 122 amino acids. NCBI's taxonomy places the organism in Eukaryota, Metazoa, Arthropoda, Insecta, Hemiptera, Aphididae. The transcript is spliced from 4 exons. Gene Ontology annotation, molecular function: hormone activity. Gene Ontology annotation, cellular component: extracellular region. The record is from RefSeq and is a predicted model, not a curated record.
AGCUUAUUCGUGACGGUCGUACAGUACAUUUAAAAGUCUCUCUUCUGAUAACACUUAUACAAACAUCAAUAAUCAACACAAUUUUAAGUUAUUGGAUCAUUAAUUAGAACUCCUACCUACGUAAUAUUAAAACGGGGACGAAAUCACUUUAUAUAAGACCAACAACGGCUGGCAAUCACCAGUUCACUAGAUACCUUUUGGCGAACCAUAUCUAAACUUAUUUAAAUUUUUAUUCGAGUAAGAUUACAAUGAAGAUAAGUCUAUACUUAAGUGUACUUCUCUUGGCAUUAGUCAUCAAAAUCGUAAUAGCUAAUGUUAGACUGCAGCGUUCGCCUCAACAAUACUGUGGCUCUAGAUUAGCAGACAUCAUGAAAAUUCUGUGUAAAAACAAGUACAAUGGACCAAAUGGACAAAAAAGAAACCAAAUUGAAUCAGAUGUAUGGGAUUACAAAGACCAAGAAGACUACAAUGCAAUUGACUUCCCAUACCAGCCUAAGAAAGAAGCAAUGUCAUUCAUGCCAGCACGCAUCCAACGCGCUUUUAAAAGAAGUAUCAUCGAUGAAUGCUGUCACAGACCCUGCUAUUUAUCUGAAUUAAAAACUUAUUGUGCAAAUUAAUAAUAAUAGAUUUAUUAUACAUAUGUUACAUGUUUUUAGACGCUGAAUAAAGUUGUAACUAUUAUUA